CAGUGUGUCGGUGGGUCGAUCCGCCCGCACUGUUUUCUUCAGCUUUCUUGCAUCCUCCCACUCGAGCGGCAGCAGAACAACGACUCGCUGUUCGCUAGCUAAUCCUUUUUUUUUUUUUUUUUUAGGAGAACCCCCAGCCGAUUGUGCGACUCCAUAAAAAAAGGCUGUAAGUGAGCGAACAACUACAUGGACUACUAGACCGAACAUGAAGAGCCUUAAAGCCAAGUUCAGGAAAACUGAUGUCAACGAGUGGAACAAAAAUGACGAGCGGCUGCUUGCUGCAGUGGAGCACGGCGAGGCGGAGAAGGUGGCGUCCCUUGUUGCCAAGAAAGGCGCCAGCCCUGUAAAGCUUGACAGCGAGGGCAAAUCAGCGCUUCACGUCGCAGCGUCACGUGGUCACGUCGACUGCCUGGUUGCCCUGCUCUCGCACGGCGCCGACCCGACAGUUGCUGACGUUGCAGGUUUGAAUCCGUUACACCUGGCAGCCAAGAACAACCACACAGAGUGCUGCAAAAGGCUAAUUCAGAGCAAAUGUCCUGUUGACGCAGUCGACGGCUCAGGAAGGAGCGCUUUGCAUCAUGCUGCUCUUGGUGGGAAGAUCCAGACUGUCCAAUUUCUGUGUGAACUGAAAAGUGCUAUCAACUUAAAAGACGCCGACGGGCACACCCCUUUGCUCCUGGCAGCCAAACACGGCCAUGCUGAAGUGUGCAUCGCUUUGCUCGACUGCGGCGCUGAAAUCAGCACUUCGGACAACAGUGGCAGGACGGCAUUGAUGCUCGCCGCAGAGUCCAAUGCGGUUGCUGUCGUGGAAGUUCUGGUUCACAGAGGGGCUCUUCUGUCAGCGGUGGAUUUGCAUGGCCACGAUGUCCUGCAUUACGCCAAAUUGCCCGCCAACUGUGAGGUCAGAGCUGCACUCACUGCUGCUCUGACCAGGCAGCUCCCUGAUCCCAGGUCCCCCUUAAGUCCUGCGCAUGAUCAAGUAGCUAAGCUAAAUGAUGAACGGAUCACAACUCCUAAAAAACGAAAAGCACCUCCACCUCCUCUUAGUCCACUGCAGAAGUCUGGAACGUCUUCUCCUGCAAUGUCUGGAACCCCCUCGUCCAGCAAAAGUGACACCCCAAAGCGAUUCUACGACAAGGACGAAGAAGUCCGAGAGGACUUUGAGAGGCUGCGCAACCACCAGACAAACAUGUUGCUGGAGACAACGGACGACUCGACGCACGCCGACGAACUGGAUCCGAAGGUUCAACCCGGUCUCGCGCCGUCGGCCGCUCUCGUUUCGGCCCUUCAAGCCAAAAUUACCGCUCUGACUUUGGAAAACCAGCAACUGGCUAGCAAUCUUAAGAAACACCCAUCACUCCAAGGAAACGAGGACCUGAAAGAAACCAGCCGUCCCGACAGCAUGACCUCUAACUCCUCCUUCCAUUCCACACGCGAUGACUUGGAGCCAGCAGCAGCUGUACCGUCCACCGCCCACGCACCGCGGGAGGACGGAAUCGAGGAGGAAGGGAGCCAAGAGGAGACCCGAUUGCUCAGACAGGCGCUCGAGAGCGUCCAGAUGAAGCUGCUGGAAAGCAGAAAAGAGAACCGCUCGCUGCAGGCUCUGGUGAAACCCGAGAGGAGCGGAGAAAUGGCCGAGGAGGGAAGCGUGAGGGGGAAAGCAAAAGAGCAAGAGUUGAUCGAGAGUCUGGCGGAGCUACAGGCAAAGCUCACCGACACGCAGGAACGGUACCACCAAGCCGUGGAGGAGGCGGACGAGUUGAGAGCACAGAUGGGAAGCGGCGACUUGACCAAUCAGCGGCGAGCGUCGGCGCUGGAGCAGGAAGUCAAGCAGCUCAAGGGGCAGCUCGUCCAGACGGGCUGGCAGCAUGAGAACGCCACGCAGAAAAUGAGACAGCUGGAGGAGGCGCUGAGGAAGGCCGAGGAAGAGAGACGGAACGUUCAAGAGAAAGAGGCCAGGGCGGCAAAGAUGGAGGAGCUGUAUAAGGAGGCGCAGGAGGAAAUCAGGAUGCUCCAGGAGGCUCUAAGGGGCACAGUUCCCGUGGAGGCGGCAGCCAAAGACUUUCAGGAUAUGAAGUCUGAGCUCAACGAAGUCAUUUGCGGGCUGCAGCGCCGCCUACUGGAGUUGUCGCAUUCCUACAGCGAAACGCGGGCUCAGCUCGGCGCCACGCAGAAGCAGCUGGCCGAGAGCAGCCGGCCGCCGUCGCCGCCCUCGGAGGAGCUGCAGCAGGAGAUGCAGAACCGGCUGGAGGAGAUGCAAACGUUGCUCGCCGAGACUGAGAAGAAGUACUCGGCGGCUCUGGAGGAGAUUUCCCAGCUGAGGCAGGAGGCGGAGCUUCAGGCGCAAAGCUCUGUAACCCUCGCCGACCACGCUCAAGUGAUGUCGUCGCUCGGCAACGCCAUCAAAGACUUGGAAAGCCAGUCGGAAGAAUUGAAAGAGCAGCUCCGACACAAGACCUUGCAACUGGACGCUCUCCAGAACAGGCUAGCGAUGGAGAAAGACACAACCUCAGAGGAUUCAAUCUCCGGCGAGGAGCACGUUAAAAUGCGUGAACAACUGGAGGGCGAGGUGAACCACCUGACGCAGCUGCUCCAGGAGGCCCUCCGUAAGCAGGACGAGAUGGCUCUGGAGGCAGCUGACGCCUGGCAGAAGGCGCGGGACAACCGAGCAGAGCGGGAGGCCAUCCAGGAAGUUCUGACGUCAACGGAGAAAGAAAAUCAGAGCUUGACUUCCAGGUUGGCCGAGUCCCAGGACGCUGUGUGUCAGCUCAAGCAGCUGGUGGAGAAUCACGUGGCGUCCGAGAGGGAGAAGAACAAGCGGAUCGACGACCUAUCUCGGGAAGUGGCUAAGCUAAAGGACGCCUUAAACAGCCUCUCGCAGCUCUCGUACAGCUCAGGAUCACCUUCCAAGAGACAACAGCAGAGCCAGCAGCUGGAAACCAUGCAGCAGCAAGUCAAACAGUUGCAGUUCCAACUAGCUGAGUCCAAGAAGCAGCACAAUGAGAUUGUGUCAGUCUACAGGAUGCAUCUUCUUUACGCUGUUCAGGGUCAGAUGGACGAGGAUGUGCAGAAAGCCUUGAAGCAGAUCUUGAUGAUGUGCAAGGUGCCAAGUCAAACCAAGGAGGCCUGCUGAGACGUACUGAGCGCGCUCCAAAGCCAACACACGCAAAAUAAACACACUGAAGUCAACUGAUGGUGCUGCCGCUGCUGCCAAGGUCCUGCGAGCGAGGCUGCAACACGGCACGGCGUGCCUCUGAACUUCUUACACGGUCUACUUGCAAAGUCACAGCUAGAAGAUUAAGGCAAAGCCCAAAAGCCAACAAGCCAUCUUCACAAAGUAGAUUUGAAAUCUCGCGUUGCUGCACGAAAGCAGCGACCACUUCUGUUACAUUGUGUGUGAGGGGGGGGGGGGGGCGGAGCCUAUUUGGUGCUGCCAUUCAUAGCGUCUAUUUUUACAAUGUUAUUUUUAACUCUCUGUCCAAAUGUGUUACCCUGGUACAAUCUAAAUUAUUUUUUUUUGCCCUGAUAGCGAUGCAUGAGAUCGUGGCCACAUUCGCAUGAUAUUUGUAAUUUUUUUUUUAAUGAUAUUAAAAUGGUGUUUUUGUCCAAGUUACUGUACUCUAAUGCAGAGAUUUGAAUGUUUUGUUUUGUCCUCCAAUGUAAAAAUGCACUAUUAUGUCUACUGACGCGUUUUUCUUCACACACCCUUCAUUAAAUUGUAAAAGUUGGAAUAUUUGGGGCAUAAAACGAUGUGGCUGUUUUCAGGUAUUGUGCCUGCACUUAUUGAGAAGACAAUUUAUUAUGACCGACAUGUUUGCAUCCCAGUUUGAGCUUUUCGACGCCAUAUUCAAAUAAUUUGAUGUCCCGGCUCCAUCUCAUCACUUUUAGUGUUUGAAGCACUUUUAUGUAGCGGAUCUCCUAAGACGUUUACUCCUCCACCAUUUUUUGCCUUAGUACUGUGCCAAGAUCCAUGUGACUUAAUAGGUGACUUUUUCUGGACUGUUAGGAAAAAACAAAAAAAAUUUGCCUGCUUUCAUGAUUGUUUCUCAUGUCUUGCUCAGGAAGUAUGUUCACAACACUCCUGAAGAAAAUUUAGUUUUCUUUCUGGUAAGUUUUGUUUUUUCACAUGGCAUCAUAACAUCUACCAUCUGGGCCUGUGAAAUAUUUUGUAAGGGAAAGCAAGAGAAAUAAAUUCAGGUUUAUUUGUUGCGUCUUUCCUAGAAGUUUUGUGGGGAUGUACAGUUGAUUUUUUUUGCCGUUAUGAAUAAACGUAACACUAAAAUAA
Molecule: messenger RNA, 4285 nt
Organism: Syngnathus acus (greater pipefish)
Lineage: Eukaryota; Metazoa; Chordata; Actinopteri; Syngnathiformes; Syngnathidae
Gene: rai14
Product: retinoic acid induced 14
Exons: 21
Coding region: 206-3133 (975 amino acids)
Molecular function (GO): actin binding
Source: RefSeq, a predicted model, not a curated record